Molecule: messenger RNA, 1719 nt
Organism: Heterobasidion irregulare TC 32-1
Lineage: Eukaryota; Fungi; Basidiomycota; Agaricomycetes; Russulales; Bondarzewiaceae
Exons: 3
Biological process (GO): biosynthetic process
Molecular function (GO): pyridoxal phosphate binding; L-alanine:2-oxoglutarate transaminase activity
Source: RefSeq, a predicted model, not a curated record
CCAUGCGAGGCCUCACCGUCGACUCACUCAACCCAUCAAUUCUCAAAGUCCAGUACGCCGUGCGGGGCGAGCUUGCCAUCAAGGCGGAGGAGUACCGCGAGCAGCUCAAGCAGCCGGAUCAUGGCCUACCAUUCGACAAGAUCAUCUCGUCGAACAUUGGGAACCCACAGCAGAAGGGGCUCGACCAGCCUCCGAUUACAUUCAAUCGCCAGGUUGCAGCGCUGAUGGAAUGGCCUGCGUUGGCCGAGUUAACCAACGGCGUCUUCCCAAAAGAUGUUAUUGCUCGCGCUAAGGAGCUGCAUGCCGAGACUGGAUCAGUUGGCGCAUAUUCGCACAGUCAGGGCGUCCCAUUUAUCCGCAAGAACGUAGCAAAAUUCAUUGAAGAGCGCGACGGCUACCCGUCUGAACCCAACCAUAUCUUCCUUACUGGAGGCGCCUCCGCAGGUGUCUCCCUCCUCAUCUCUAUGCUCAUCAACUCUCCAAAAGCCGGCAUCCUCAUCCCUAUUCCCCAGUACCCACUCUACACCGCAACCCUCGCUUCCUAUUCCGGCGUUCCUAUCCCUUACCACCUCGAUGAGUCCUCUGACUGGGCAACCGCUCCACCAGAUAUUGACUUGGCCCUGCAACGUGCCGUCGCCGAAGGGACCGUUCCCAAAGCGCUCGUGGUCAUCAACCCUGGCAAUCCCACUGGAGCGUUGCUGGAUGACAAAACGAUGGAGCACAUCGUCCGCCUGUGCGAGCAGUACAACCUCGUACUGCUCGCCGACGAGGUCUACCAGACGAACCUGCACCGGCCGUCGACACACCCAUUCACGUCGUUCAAAAAGGUCGUGCGCCAGCUUGACUCCCCCGUCCCCCUCGUCUCGUUCCACUCGAUCUCCAAGGGCGUAACCGGCGAGUGCGGGCGGCGCGGCGGCUACUUCGAGUGCGCGAACAUCGGCGACGACGUGCUCGCGCUGAUCUACAAGAUGGUCAGCGUCGGCUUGUGCCCUCCGCUGAGCGGCCAGAUCGGCGUCGACUGCAUGGUGCGGCCCCCGAAGGCCGGAGAGGAGAGCUACGCGCUGUGGAAGAAGGAGACGGACGGGACGCACGAGGCGCUCCGCGCGCGCACAAAGCUCAUGGCGGAGCGCCUGAACAAGCUCCCCGGCGCGUCGUGCGUAGACUCGCCCGGCGCGCUGUACUUGUACCCGCGGCUGCACCUCCCUGAUCAGGCGGUCGAGGCUGCGCGCGCGGCGGGCAAGGAGGCGGAUGCGUUCUACGCGUUGCAGCUGCUGGACGAAACCGGCAUCUGCGUCGUGCCCGGGAGCGGGUUUGGCCAGAAAGAGGGUGAAAGUCAUUACAGACUGACCUGUCUCUGUCCAGGGGUAGAGGAGUAUGUCGGAGCGCUGGAGAAAUUCCACAUGGGGUUCAUGAAGCGCUACGGAGGCUUAUAGCUUCAAAGUUCACUCAUAUCUACUUCUUCUUGAAUCUGUAAACUACAUUUAAUGGGUCAUAGGACAUACCAUUCUGACGCUGUAUCUCGGUAAGAUCCCCAUGGUAGAUCUAACAGUCGUCGUCGAUUGGCUGAAUUCAUCGCACGGUUCUCUGGGAAGAAGCUCUAAGGAUCUAAACGCUUUGUUAUUUCUGGGAACGACCUGGCCGGCACUUCGGCACUUACCGAUGUCGUGCCGCCGAAGGCGUUGCAUUUCGAUGUUGAAUCCGAACCAUGACUUCCAUGUC